AUAAAAAAGAAACGACGGUCUUUUCGCUUUCCUUUUCCAUCACCACCACCAACACCUCCUCCUCUUCUUCUUCCUCUUCUUCCCUUUCUUUCCCUUUCUCUCUUUUUUUUCUACGGAUAAUUUUACACACGAACCCUACAACAGUAAAUAAACCAUGUCCUCGCCACCCCCACCGCAGAAAGAACAACAUCAGCAGCAGCAGCCAGCGUCCUCUGGUUUCUCUGAAGAUAAAUAUAAGAAAUUAAAGCGAAAACUGCGUGAUAUCAUGGAGGUUAACGAAUCCAUGACCAAGGAGUAUGUGCGCGCCAAAAAGAAGAUUCAGACUUUGACGUUUGAGAGAAACCUCUUGUUGGACAACAUAACGCGGAUGGAGGGCCAUUCGUCCGAUGAUAAUAGCAGUGACGUGCCUAGCGAUUUGUCAGACACAGAAAGCGAUCUAGAAGAAGGUACAAUAACAACAACGAGUCAUAGACGCGUAUUAUCCGAAAGUCCAUCUCAAAACCGCGACUCGGCAACGGUGGCUUCGGCACCACCCAAACGCUCAAAGUUGUCGCGUCUUCCCACAAAGACACGUCGAGUACAACCGAUCGAUCGAGAUGAACAAGGUCAGCCGCGGCUACCUCAACAAAUCGGCGUGUUGACUGUAUUGGAUCUCGGCAAAAUUGUAAGCGACCGUGAUACCUUCCACAAUGAGCGAUACAUCUUCCCGGUCGGUUAUACUGUCAGCAGAACGUACCCGAGUAUGAAAGAUCCAAGCAACAACACAGUAAUCACAUCAACAAUCACAGACGGUGGCGACGGUCCACGGUUUCAUGUUAUUGCAGCUGAUCAGCCUGACGAGCCCAUCAUCGCCAAUUCAGCCACUGGUGCUUGGACGGUGGUCGUAAGAAAGUCCAACGAAAUUCGGCAGCGGGAACACUCCAACUCGGCCAGUGGGCCGGAUUAUUACGGAUUCAAGCACCCAACGAUCGCCAAACUGAUUCAAGAUCUGCCAGGCGCUGAGAAUUUACGGCAUUACGUACCCCAGAGCUUUGAGGAAAUGGAGCCACGCGCUGCCAAGGGAGUGAUGGCUGCAGCAGAAAAGAAACGCGGCAAUUUGGAGCAGAUGGGGAAUGCGAAUCGACGCGCACCUAAAGUCGACGGAAGUGAGGAUGGGAUGCUUGUGCAGGAGGACGGGAUGAUGAUGGACGUUGUCAAGGAGACAGCGUCGUCAUCGGCGUCAUCACCACCUGCCGUGUCUAUGGACAUGGAUGAUCAUACAGCGACUUUGUCGCCACCACCGUCGUCGUCAUCACAUUAUCAACAGCAAUCAUCAACGGAUAAAGCAGAGGCAGAAGCACUGCCAUCGAGCACAACCACAACACAAGCACCCUCUUCAGCCUUACGUAUGCAGGAUUUACUGUCAUCAACAACGCCACAAGAAGAGGAAGACGAGGUUGAUCAAUUGGGAAACAGUGAAGGGGAAUAAUUGGCCGGCCAGCACCUAUAAAUAAGAACAACAUUACCGCCCCGCUACCUGACGAUGCCACGACCUUAUCAUCAUACACGACACACACACCUAUGAUACACUAUACACAUAGCUUUGUAUAUAUUUAAGAUAUUUUAUAUAAUGUAAAGUUCCGCGCCCUUACUACUGUACUAUUUGUUUCUUUCUUAAUCUUUUGUUUUAUUUUUUUUUCUGCCCUUUUU
Molecule: messenger RNA, 1689 nt
Organism: Zychaea mexicana
Lineage: Eukaryota; Fungi; Mucoromycota; Mucoromycetes; Mucorales; Lichtheimiaceae
Product: F/Y rich C-terminus-domain-containing protein
Exons: 5
Coding region: 155-1468 (437 amino acids)
Biological process (GO): regulation of cell cycle
Cellular component (GO): nucleus
Source: RefSeq, a predicted model, not a curated record